AUGGAGGGCAGCGCUGGCACCUCCAGGAAGGUCUCUUUUGGAGCUUCACAUGUGACCCUUGAUGGCUCAGACUACCUGGGGGAGCUCAAAGACAUCACUUGGGGUGACUGGGAGCCAGUGUGUCUGGCUGAAGCCAAGGGGCCGUGGGAGGAAGGAAGGGGAGGUCCGGAGCAGGGCCUGAGAACUGCAUUCCUGGCCAGCUUCCAGCUGAGGCCGCGCUCCCGGCCCGGGACCACCCUUCGAGCCUCCUUGGACUCCAGCUUCCGCGCUGAAGAUGCUAACUGGCCGCGGGGAAGUGUCUGGGGCUGGAGUCCGGGGACGGCCCGCGGUCCCGCCUGCGCGGUGGGUGGCGGCGGUGGCUGUGGCCCGGGGCUGGGGCGGUGGGGAUGGGGGGCGGCCUGCCGGGUCUGGGCCGGCGAGAGAGGGCGGGGGCCGGCCAGCCCGGCCUCCGACCCGUUUAUUUACUUAAACAACACAGAGCCCGCCCUCCGCGGGGCCAGGCCCGGGGCAGUUCCAGAAUGGGACUGGACGCCGCGUCUUUGCAGCAGCCCACCCACGUCGCCGGAGGCGCCCUCGGCUGGGCCUCCGUCCGAGGAAAUGACGGGCUGCGCUGGGGCGUCGCCGGCGGGCCGGGAACGCGGGGAUGAUCAAUCCAAUUUGGUGCAGCAGAAGAUCAUCAAUAAAGAGCAGAGACUGGGGACCUCAGCUGACGGGGUAAACUGA
Molecule: messenger RNA, 723 nt
Organism: Rangifer tarandus platyrhynchus (Svalbard reindeer)
Lineage: Eukaryota; Metazoa; Chordata; Mammalia; Artiodactyla; Cervidae
Source: the annotation of a GenBank genome assembly